GUUUUUUUCAGUAUUCUAUUCGUCAUCAUAGCGGAUAGUAUUGUUUCAAGAGGGAGUUCUGUUGUAGAAGCGACGAUAGGGGCGACGUUUUUCAGCGAUGCGCGAGAUCAUUUCUAUUCACAUUGGUCAGGCGGGAUGCCAGUUGGGGUCUAGUCUUUGGGAGCUUUAUAAUCGAGAGCACGGGAUUGAACAUGAUGGGAGGACGAAGUACAACGAGAUGCAAGACAAGUCGUGCCAGACGUUUUACCAGGACACCGGGUCUGGGAAGUACGUGCCGAGGGCGAUAUUUAUGGACUUGGAGCCGUCUGUGGUGGACGCGAUAAGGACAGGGGAGUACAAGAAGUUGUUUCACCCGUCGCAGUUGAUAUCGGGGAAGGAGGAUGCGGCGAACAAUUACGCGCGUGGGCAUUACACGGUGGGGAAGGAGAAGUUGGAUUUGGUGUUGGAUCACGUGAGGAAGUUAGCGGAUCAGUGUGAGGGUUUGCAGGGGUUCAUGGUGUUCCACUCAGUGGGUGGAGGAACGGGAAGUGGGUUUUGCAGUUUGUUGUUAGAGAGGUUGGUGUACGAUUAUCCGAGGAAGAACAAGUUAGACUUUUGCAUUUAUCCUAGUCCGAGAGUGUCGACGGCGGUGGUGGAGCCGUACAAUUCCGUACUGUCGACGCAUGGGUUAUUGGAGCACACUGACUGCGCGUUUUUGUUGGAUAAUGAGGCGAUUUAUUCGAUUUGCCACCAAUCGUUGGACGUGGAGAGGCCGACGUAUGUGAACCUGAAUCGCUUGGUGUCUCAGGUGAUAUCGAGUUUGACGUGUUCUUUGAGGUUUGAGGGGACGUUGAACAUGGACAUGAACGAGUUCCAGACGAAUUUGGUUCCGUAUCCGCGAAUUCACUUUUUACUCCCGAGUUACGCGCCGAUCAUUAGUUCCGCUAAGGCGUUCCACGAGCAGCACUCUGUGGCGGAAAUCACGAACGCGGUCUUCGAGGCGCAGAACAUGCUUUGCAAGUGCGAUCCUCGCACGGGGAAGUACAUGGCGUGUUGUUUGAUGUAUCGAGGUGACGUGUUGCCGAAGGACAUGAGCAACGCCUUGACCAGCGUGAAGAACAAAGGGACCAUCCAUUUUGUCGAUUGGUGUCCGACUGGAUUUAAAUGCGGCAUUAAUUCUCAGGCACCCGUGAUCGUUCCCGGAUCGGAACUCGCUCGCACGCAACGUGCGGUUUGCAUGCUCUCCAACACAACUUCGGUCGCUUCGAUGUUCAGUCGCAUCAACCAGAAGUUCGACCUCAUGUACGCCAAACGCGCCUUUGUCCAUUGGUACGUCGGUGAGGGUAUGGAAGAGGGCGAGUUCUCUGAAGCUCGAGAGGAUCUGGCGGCGCUCGAGAAGGACUACGAAGAGGUCUGUUCAGACGGAGAAAUCGUAUACACAGAGGAAGAGGACAUGACCACAUAUUAAAAAAAAAAAAAAAAAAAUUUCCCCGCUUUCUCCCCGUCAAAUGCCGUAAA
Molecule: messenger RNA, 1497 nt
Organism: Schistocerca gregaria
Lineage: Eukaryota; Metazoa; Arthropoda; Insecta; Orthoptera; Acrididae
Exons: 4
Coding region: 98-1447 (449 amino acids)
Biological process (GO): microtubule cytoskeleton organization; mitotic cell cycle
Cellular component (GO): microtubule; cytoplasm
Molecular function (GO): GTP binding; structural constituent of cytoskeleton
Source: RefSeq, a predicted model, not a curated record